CUGGCUUGGAUUAUUCUCAAAUUAAUUAAUAUUCUCUCACCCUGUCUCUCCCACUCUCUCUCUCUCUCCCUCUCUCUCUCUCUCUCUCUCUCUCAACUUCUUAAAUGCAGACUGAAACGGUUUGACAUUGAUCUUCCCGCAUUUUCCCUCAUAGGCAAACUGAAACCCAGUUUCUAUAUUUCUAUGCUACAACAUUGUCCACAAUCAGGGUUAUAGGAAUGACGACGUCAAACAGUAGAGGCCCCUCGGCUCAGCUCGAGUAUCAAAUUCAUGUUCAAGAGAUCAAACCCUGGUCAUCAUCCAAGGUGCUGAAGUCUCUUCGUUCUGUUGUUCUUCAAUGGAAAUACAGUGACAAGUAUUCUGGCUCUACUAGCCCAGUUGUCCCCUCAUUUGGGUCUAAUGCUGGAGAUGGAAAAAUACAAUUUAAUCAUGCCUUUAAGUUACCUGUAAAUCUUUUAAAAGUCGAGGAUACUUUACGGAAGAACUGCUUAAAGGUAAAUUUGUUUGAAACGUCAAGGGAUAAGACUGUGAAAGGUCAGUUGUUGGCGACUGCUAUCAUAGACCUUGCAGAUUAUGGCAUAGUAAAAGAGGCCAUACACAUUACUGCUCCUAUGAACUGCAAGAGGGUUACAGGUAAUAAAGCACAGCCAGUGCUCUUUCUAAAAGUCCAACCAGUUCAGAGGAAUCGUGCUACCUCUUUAUCAAGGAAUGGGCAGUUGGGAAAUGCAUCCAUGGACAAGAAUGGUGAUAAAUCUGUUUCUGCAUUGAUGAGCAAAGAAUAUGCAGAAGAAGCCGAGAUUGUUUCCUGCACAGGUUUUGAUGUUACCUCUCACUCAUCUACAAGUGCUCCUUUUUCAGCUGCUCAGUUUCAUGGGGCUUCAUCACAUAAAGAGAAAAAGACUAUAUUAAAGACAGUAGAGGAUAUAACUAAGGAUGUUGAAGUUCACCAAAUUCAGUCCUCAAAACAAAGGCUUGAACCAACGGAUGUUAAACCAGCAAACGCUCGAGAUGACAGUCUGAAGGAUAGUAUAUCUUGCCCAUCAUCAACAGAGUUGUCUUCUGAUUCCGAGAGCCAAGAAAAUAUGCAUUCCAUUAUAUACAACUCCCGAGAGUCGAGCUUUAUGAGUCGCACUUGUAGCGUUCAAUCAUCUUCCUCGUCUAUCACAUAUGAUGGAGGAGAUGAAAAUCUGAUCAUCAGUAGUAGCAGAAACGACAAAGACCAUUCAGAUAACCAUUUUCAGGCAAGCACAAAAAAGGAUGCAGAUACUGUUACUGUUUUAUAUGGUCAUGCAGUGAAUUAUAACAGUAAGAGCUAUCAAGUAAGUGGAGCUGAAAGGAAAAUCUUGGAUGAGAAUUUGCAUGAUAUAGUUUACGAACAAUUAAAUAGAUCUCCAUCAGAUAAUACCAAGAAGGAUACUAUGCUAGAAAAUGAUAUUCAUAGUAACAGCAGGGAAAAUGUUAUACCGGAUAUUGACAGAUCAUAUCAUUUGAAGUCUGUCAGAUCAGCUACUGACUCGAGACGAAGCAAUGGAAUUGUCAAGAGUUCUCAUUUUGUCGUAAAAGAUAAGGAUAUUGGUGUUCUCAGAUAUGCUCAGACUGGUCCCCAAAACCCUAUUUGCAGUGAAAGAAAAGAUGAUAAGCUUUAUCCAGAAAAAAUCAAACUUCAGCAACUGCAACAAAGAAUAGAUAUGCUUGAAGGGGAAUUGACAGAAGCAGCAGCUAUUGAAGUCAGUCUUUAUUCUGUUGUUGCAGAACAUGGAAGUUCUGUCAAUAAGGUGCAUGCUCCAGCUAGGCGACUCUGGAGGUUAUAUCUUCAUGCUUGUAAGGAGAAAUCUAGAUCAAGAAUUGCAAGCACUGCUAGAAGUGUGAUAUCUGGACUAGUUUUAGUUGCAAAAGCAUGCGGAAAUGAUGUUCCAAGGUUGACUUUUUGGAUGUCAAAUGCUGUCGUACUAAGGGCAAUACUGAGUCAAGCUAGGGAGAAUCAUAUACUGUCACCUUUUUCUGGAAAUUUAAGUGAAAGUACUUCUCGAAAAGGUAGCAAUAAGAAAUAUCUAGCUCUAAAGUGGAAGGACUCACAUUCAAGUUUAUGCAAAGAGAGUGUUGAUGAUCUACAUCUGAAUGUUGAUAAGUGGGAGGACCUUAAAACCUUUACAUCUGCCUUGGAAAGUGUUGAAACUUGGAUCUUCUCUCGCAUUGUUGAAUUAAUAUGGUUCGAGAUUUUGACUCCACCUAUGCAGCAUUCUGCCUCAAAUGACAUGAAUAACAUCUCAACCAAACUUGAUGCAAAAACAUCUUAUGUAGGCAAUAUAGAUCAAGACAACUACUCUUUGGAGAUCUGGAAAAAGGCUCUCAGUGAUGCUUAUGAAAAAAUUUGUCCUAUCCGAGCUGACAGACAUAAGUGUGGCUGUUUGCAUAUGAUUUCCAAACUGAUACUGGAACAAUGUCUGGCUAGAUUGGAUGUGGCUAUGUUUAAUGCUAUUCUACGUGAAACUGCUGAUGACAUUUCAACCGAUCCUGUAUCUGACCCUAUUACCGAUGUAAAGGUUCUUCCUAUUCCAUCUGGUAGGUCAAGCUUCGGGGCUGGUGCACAACUAAGAACUGCGAUUGGGAUCUGGUCCAGGUGGCUUACCGACCAAUAUGAUAUUAAGGUUGACUCUCCCACCAAAUAUUGGAAUGAACAAGAGGAUGGUGAUGAUCUAACUAGAAGACAAGACACUGAUACAUUUCUCAAGUCCUUCCGUCUCUUGCAUGCGCUGAGUGACCUAAUGAUGAUUCCAAAGGAUAUGCUAUUAAGCAAGUCGGUCAGAAAAGAGGUAUGUCCUCGAUUUACUACAACCUUAAUAAGGCAGAUCCUCAAAAGUUUUGUUCCAGAUGAAUUUUGCCCGGAACUAAUUCCUGCUGCUGUGUUUGAAGCCCUGGAAUCAAAGGAUCCUACUGAGGUUGGUGAAGAUUGCAUCCAAAACAUUCCAUGUGGUGCAGAUGCCAUUACCUAUCUCCCGCUGUCUGUAAGUUCAGUUUCGUAUGUCUUAGGAGAUUGUGGAAGACAGUCUGAGUUGAGACGAACUGGAUCAUUGGUCCUGCAAAAGUCGUAUAUUAGCGACGAUGAACUUGACGAGUUGGAAUCAGUUUCAGGCAUCAAAAGUUUCCGCCCCUCACCUACUUUAGCCAAACAGGACCGGACUACAUUGAACGAAGAUGGCAGUAAUAGUAGCAAUGUCAGGUAUCAACUACUACGGGAGGUAUGGAAGAGUAUGCCUUAGAUAAGCUUUUUUGUAUAACUGUUAUCAGAUGUAGUAAAGACUAAUAAAUUGAACAUAUGUUUGCAAGCUAAAUAAAUGUGCUAUGUUAUUAAAGCAAGAUAAAGAUCCAUUGAUGGA
This is a messenger RNA of Daucus carota subsp. sativus, 3377 nucleotides long. RefSeq lists its product as uncharacterized. Gene Ontology annotation, cellular component: nuclear pore. The transcript has 9 exons. Lineage: Eukaryota; Viridiplantae; Streptophyta; Magnoliopsida; Apiales; Apiaceae. The record is from RefSeq and is a predicted model, not a curated record. Bases 219 to 3260 code for a protein of 1013 amino acids.